This is a messenger RNA of Diatraea saccharalis (sugarcane borer), 1929 nucleotides long. The record is from the annotation of a GenBank genome assembly. Lineage: Eukaryota; Metazoa; Arthropoda; Insecta; Lepidoptera; Crambidae.
AUGAUUGCAAUACCUGACAUCGAAUUAGACGGUAUAAUAAAAUGGAACACCACAGCAAAACUAGAACUACUUAUAGAAAACACAGAAGGAAACAUCGAUCUCAACAGCAGCGUAUACCAAGUUAUAAAUGGAACAGAAGAUAUUCAAAAUAUAAAAGCAGCGUGUGGUAGAACCAAUGUGUCUAACAAAAAUAUCAGUGACUAUUGUGAAACAGAUACAAAUUACGAUAGCAUAGAAAUUAGUGUAGUUAUUGUACUGUUCUUAUUGAUAGUGGUGACGGUGAUAGGUAAUACUUUAAUAAUAUCAGCAGUAGUGACCACGAAAAGGUUGAGAACAGUGACCAAUUGUUUCGUGACUAGUUUGGCGGUAGCUGACUUGUUAGUUGGCAUAUUUGUGAUGCCACCAGCGAUUGCUGUACACAUUACUGGUAAAUGGGAACUCGGAUGGAUCCUCUGUGAUAUCUGGAUAAGCUUGGAUAUCUUACUGUGCACUGCUUCUAUCCUGUCUCUUUGCGCCAUCAGUGUUGACCGGUAUCUCGCAGUUACAAGACCACUGACCUACUCAAGAAGAAGGAGGUCAAAGAAACUAGCUCUGACCAUGAUCUUCUUUGUCUGGAUUGCUGCGGGAGCUAUAACAUGUCCGCCGAUGUUGGGAUGGUAUGAACCAGACCAUAAUCAAGGUGGAGUUUGUCGUUACAAUCAAAACGCUGGCUAUGUCGUCUUCUCCGCUAUGGGUUCCUUUUUUCUUCCAAUGGCAGUCAUGGUGUACGUAUACGCCAGAAUAUCUUGUGUGGUUGCAAGGAGACACCAACAACUCUCUAGCACCGCUACUAAGUGUAACAAGAAAGGAAAACUGUCUUGUAUUCGCACAGAAUCGGAUUCGGGAUCCGACAAGUUAUCACUCAGGCAGAGUGCUUCAAAACAAGCAUCGAAGAAUUCCACGCAACAGAGCGAGUGUUCCUCCCAAGUAGAUCACAAAUGUCCUUGCUGUUUCAAAGCGGAGAAAAAGAGACAUUCCAAAUUAUACAGAGGUAGUAAAGAGAAAGAAUCGAGAUUUUACAACGAAGUGACUUUCAAAGCUAAUUUUAAAUAUAAAAAUACAACACGCCAUCGCACACAUUCCAUGAAAGAUAACAUAGAGAAUAACAGAGUAUCUUCUUUGAGAAGAGAAACCAAAACCGCGCAGACCCUCAGUUUAGUGGUGGGUGGGUUCGUAGCUUGCUGGUUACCUUUCUUCCUAUAUUAUCUACUGACUCCUUUCAUUCCUUCUAGUUAUGUGAACCCUGUACUAAUGUAUAUAUUGACGUGGCUCGGCUGGUUCAACUCCGCUAUAAAUCCAUUCAUUUAUGCAUUUUAUUCACCAGACUUUAGAGUUGCAUUUUGGAGACUCACAAUAAAGAAAUGUAAAAGGACUAAGCGUUAACAAGUCUGUUUAUGGUACCGACUUUACGGCGUAAGCUCUUUGACAUAAUGCACUUGCAGAGGUUGAAAUAUAAUGGAGCUAUACACACGUUUAUGGGUCUCGCUUAAGAAACAUUGUUCAUGCUUAAUCCUUAUGUUUUUAACAUCAAGGUUUACCUUAAGACAAUAGGGCUGAUGACUAUACUUUUGUUUGUCAGGCAGAUAGUAAAAAAAUAUUAAGGCAUAUAUUUUUUUCGUAAUAAUUAAAUUACAGUGAUACGCUUUGGUACAUUUUCUACAAAACUGUGACGUAGCGAGCCCCCAUUCCUCAACUUUAAUGCUUGUUAUCUAAGGUAUUUCUUGUUAAAUCGAAGUGAAAAAAUACGUAUCUAAUAUUUUUCGAUUAUUUGACUGAAAGACUAAAUAGAAUUUCUUUUUUUUUAACCCAAUCGCCAUCCCAAUUGUUUUCCUGUCGCUUGGAUUUGAGUUAAUAUUUAUAUUUAUCAUAAAGAACGAUAUAGCAUUCUAA